Molecule: messenger RNA, 3228 nt
Organism: Monosiga brevicollis MX1
Lineage: Eukaryota; Choanoflagellata; Craspedida; Salpingoecidae
Exons: 21
Coding region: 1-3228 (1075 amino acids)
Biological process (GO): motile cilium assembly; axonemal dynein complex assembly
Source: RefSeq, a predicted model, not a curated record
AUGGCCACGACCAGCACUCGGGCCAGUGCGGCGCAGGGACUGGGCAGCAUCAACCUGUGGGGCUUUUCACCAGCACAGCCCGUCACAGCCUGGCUCAACUCUGAACAGCCAUCUGAAGACACCUCGGACACAAACAUCCUGCUCUUGGGGGCAGCCCAGCGCCGCCGCCAUCCAAACCAGCGGCUCAAAAUUUAUGUCAUCGAGUCGGCCAUGGAGUUGUAUGCACGCCAGCUCCUCUUUCUGAAGAUCCUAACCAAGCCCCUCGAGGAUCUGGGCCUGCAGGACCGUGCCGAGCAUUUUCUUGAAAUUUACGGCAACACGUUUGUUCGCGCAUCCACGCACGCGCUGCUCAAGGAGCUGGCCGCAGAUCUGCUCCAGGCGGUCACCGAUCGUGAUGCGCUGACGCAGCAGCUACCUUUUGUACAUUUGGACAAGCUGAAGUAUCGCGAGAUCGAUGCACUCGAAUCCAUCUUCAAGCUAUGGCGAGGCGCCCCAGCCGAGACCGAGUCCAUGCAGUUGAGCUGGGACUUUCGCUUGCGCUCAUAUUAUCAACAGCGCUAUGAUAACCGCGAUAACCUCGCUGAUUGGGACUAUUCAAUGCGCCUGCGAGACACGGCCAGCAUCAUUCGCAGUGCCCAAUUUCUGCGCUGGCGGCGUUCGGGACUUGCGUUUGAGCAUCGUGACGCCGACUACGAGGCGAGCAACUACACGCUGGCCUCGGGUCAGAUUGUUCGGACAAAGGAGGGACGUGAAGGCCGGCGUUCCUACUUUGGCGACAUUGUCACAAGUCCCUACAUUUCGUACGGACUGGUCACGGACAAAGAAGACUUUUACAAGCGCCGCAAUGACAUUCAUGUCAAGUCUGCCAGUGAUAUUUCUCUCUUUAACGUGAUGGAUAUGUGUGCUGAAAUGGCGACCGGCCAACGUGUUCAAGGUGAAGUGGACUUGGACAGCCCUGCUCCGUUGAAGACGGUGGCUCUGGAGCCAGAGCUUCAUGAUGAUGUUGCUGGAGUGGAAGUGUUCUUUUUGCCGCUCGCGGCCACUGAUGACAUCAAAAGCAAGGCUCGCUUUGCGGAUCUCUUUGAUCUCAUCUACGUCGGCAACAGCUCUGCUCAAUUCGUCGAUGCUGGACUCAAGCAUUGUCUCAAAGCAGAGGGGCAAUUGGUGAUUGAGAACGUGCGACACAUGGUCUUGCUCUCUGCAGAGCAACGACAACUCUACGUGGACAAGACCUGUCUGGCUGGUGAUAUUCAACAGACGGCCGAUGCAUUCAUCAUCAACAACACGUUUGGGGCAUUGGUCCUCAGCAAGCUUGCCAUCAAUUACGUCCCCCGCAAUGCAUCGGCCUGCGCACCAACCGUCACAGUCGUGGCUACUGUCCAAGCCUCUGCCAGCAAUAUCAACGGCCUGAUGGUUGAUUGGCAGCUCAACGCCAGCGUGCCGUCGUGCUUCACCGGCGAGCUGUCCUCUCUCCUCUGGCUCUCCGAUUUAACCAUGAACAUGACCGAGGUGCAGGAGACCUUUAUGCCCUUCCUGCCCGGCGUAAUUAUGACGGCAGCCAAUUUUCAAAACGUUUCCUCCUUCCCUUAUAGCAAAACGCAGGAUUACCCUGGACGUGGCUGCUUUGCCGACUUGUUCUCGUGGCGCCUUCGAGGCACGGGUACCCACACCCCUCGCUUCUCGCUUUGGGCAUUGCCCGAUGCUGACAACUGGUUUCGCGUUCAUCCCGUGGCUCUGAGCGUGAUGGCCAAUGCAUUGGAUGAUUGGUACUAUCACCGAGCUCUGGCCGUGGCUCUGACAGCAGGAAGCUUCUAUCGAGCACCAGUCUUGCGAAGCGUGGUGGGCCCACACACAAUUGGUGAUCUUGCACUUGCCUGGCGUGCGACCUCCAACAUCACCAACCUGCCCACAGCACGGCAGAAAUACGGUGCCACUUUUGAUGCUCUGAAAAAGAUGGUCUUGAUGAAGGUAGACGCCCAAGAGUUGAGCCGCCCUUUUGACCAAUAUCCCGCAGUCAUGAAGGGAGGCGAUUUGACCAGCUUUUCGGCCCUAAACAGCAGCCGUGAGCCGGUCUACGAGUCCUACGGUCCCAAUUCGGGUAUUGUCAGCGAACCCAAUAGUCAGCGUGUUCAGGCUCGUGUCUAUGCUAUGCUUGAGCUCUUCAAAAAUGAGAUUGGUGUGGAUUAUAUGUUUGAGGACCAGAUUGGAGCACGCCCCUGGCUGCGCGAUUUCAAUCCACUCAGCAACCAAAUGCAACCGGGUUACCUAUCGGCUUGGCUCAAGCACACCCAGAAUAUCAGCUCCAGCCUCUUUCCGCUCAUGACGGAGCAAGGAUUUGACAAGCUCCUGGCCUCCGAAGCCAGUUUCUGUGGCUCUGCCGUCAGUCAGCAAUGGCUUUUGCAGCUCCUUGACCUCACCUCGAGCUACCUGCAGCUCUCUGAUCCCCACGAGAUCUUUGGCACGCAAAAUUGGUAUACCUACCCUUUUACCGCCAUGGCUUGGCGGGACGUCGUGGUCAAUCGACAGCACAACUUGGCUGGGCAAACCUUUGACAACAAUCUUCAGUCAAUGAGCUUCAACCUGGCGCAUGGUUAUUUUUUGUCCUACCAGAUUACGCACAUCAUGAACGAUCAGACCUUAUGCCAGCUCUACCGCUCCGCCGCCGUCAUCCAAGACCGGGUCAUCGCCAAAUACGCCGAGACCCUUGCUACUUCGUUUGAAGUGCUCGACUACCUUCCCAAUGGACUAGCAGGUCUCACACGAACCAACUAUAGCAGCAGUGCGGUUGUGUAUCGUGUGGCCACCAACGUGACAACAUACAGCGUCGCUGGAUUUGCACUGCCAGUCUACGGCUUCCUCGUGGAACAGCCCGAAUCCGGCGCGCAAACCAUGACAACAACGCAAUAUCUGGGACGCCCGCUCAAUGUGACGGCCGAUGCGCCCUACCAUAUCCUGCACAUUGAACCCAUUUCAUCAAAGAUACUUCGCAUUUAUCAUUUGCUUGGCUGUGCCACACCACUGACCCUCGACUGGGCCAUACCAGAGGAUGGGCACCUCAAUGCUAGCGCCUACAACAAGGACGGCCAGGUUGUGGGUGUCCCCAACGUUGACGUCAAUUCCACUGCGGGAACUGUCACGCUACAGCUGGCCGCCCCAUUCACCGGCGAACGUGCCAUUGAUCCAACGAUGAUUGAUUUCUACCAACUUACCGUGUCCCCAGCGCCUUGA